AUGAAUUACACCAAAAUUCUUAAUCUUAUGCUAAACCUAUUAAUAUUAACAUUAUUUUUGUUACAUGGUGGCACAGCUGAACAAUGUGGUAGCCAAGCUGGUGGUGCAUUGUGCCCUAAUAACUUGUGUUGUAGCCGGUGGGGUUGGUGUGGUACCGGUGAUGAUUAUUGUUUAGUGGGCAAUGGCUGCCAAAGCCAAUGCAAAGAUUCCACCGGUGGCAUUUCGAACUAUAUUAGUUCAUCUAUGUUUGAUCAAAUGCUUAAAUACCGAAAUGAUCCAAGUCUCACAAUGCAAUGUUUUGAGCUCUUUUAUUGUUCUAAUUCCAAUGAGUGGCCAUGUGCUCCUGGUAAACAAUAUUAUGGAAGAGGACCCAUCCAAAUCUCUUACAACUUCAAUUAUGGGCCAGCGGGUAGAGCUAUUGGUGUAGAUCUUCUCAACAAUCCUGAUUUAGUAGCCCAAAAUGCAAUAAUUUCAUUCAAGACUGCCAUAUGGUUUGGGAUGACUCCACAAGGUAAAAAGCCAUCAAGCCAUGAUGUUAUCACCGGAAGAUGGACACCGUCGGAUGCUGACAGGGCGGCCGGCCGAGUACCUGGAUACGGCGUGAUCACCAACAUAAUCAACGGUGGAGUUGAGUGUGGACAUGGGUGGGAUGCUAGGGUUGAAGAUCGGAUUGGAUUUUACAAGAGAUAUUGUGGCAUAUUUGGAGUUAGCACAGGGGAUAACUUAGAUUGCUAUAACCAAGCAUCAUUUGGCAAUAGUUUGUUAAUUAAGCAAGUUAUAUAA
Messenger RNA from Arachis stenosperma, 783 nucleotides. RefSeq names its product endochitinase A2-like. Gene Ontology annotation, biological process: carbohydrate metabolic process; chitin catabolic process; cell wall macromolecule catabolic process. The coding region runs from base 1 to 783 and encodes 260 amino acids. Gene Ontology annotation, molecular function: chitin binding; chitinase activity. Lineage: Eukaryota; Viridiplantae; Streptophyta; Magnoliopsida; Fabales; Fabaceae. The record is from RefSeq and is a predicted model, not a curated record. The transcript is spliced from 4 exons.